Impatiens glandulifera is the source of this 2618-nucleotide messenger RNA. RefSeq lists its product as uncharacterized. The transcript is spliced from 10 exons. Lineage: Eukaryota; Viridiplantae; Streptophyta; Magnoliopsida; Ericales; Balsaminaceae. The coding region runs from base 75 to 2309 and encodes 744 amino acids. The record is from RefSeq and is a predicted model, not a curated record.
AAGAAGAUACUUCCUUCUCGCCAUGGAAGUUGUCUGUUAGAUCUGUCAUUUGAGAUCAAGCGCGAAAGGGGAAAAUGGCGGAAGGAGAAGGAAAGAUGGCAACAGAAGAAAGCAGCAGUCCCGAUGCUACAAAAGCGGACGGUGGAAAGCUAGUAGGAGGAGGAGGAGGAGGAGGGGUGCUGGCGAAUUUGAUCCGAAACCAACAGAACAAGAACUUCUUCGAAUCUUUGUUUUCAAAAAAGAAAAGGGUUGAUGAUGAAUCAGUUUUGUUUAUUCCUAAGCCCAUAAGUUUUCUCUCUCCCAUUGCUAACUCGGUCGUCACUCGCUGUUCCAAGAUCCUUCAAAUCCAAACGGAAGAAUUACAACAACUAUUUAAGACUACACUACCCGAUAACUUCAAGCAACCUUCAAAUUAUGCCAGAAAUCUCUUGGAGUUCUGUUCAUACCAAGCACUUAAUGUGGUUACUGCUAAUCCAGAAUAUUUGGGUGACAAGGAUUUUCGUCGCUUUACUUACGACAUGAUGCUUGCAUGGGAGAACCCUAGUGCCGAGAUUGAUUCACUUAUCACGGAGGCUGCUGAUAAAAGUAGUAAUAAGGAAGUGGAAGGUGAAGAUGGAUGGUCACUAUUUUCUUCUAGUACCACAAGCAUGAGUGUUCAGGUUGAUGAAAAGCAGACUGUUGGUUCUGAAGCUUUUGCUCGCAUAGCUCCAGCAUGUGUUGUUAUUGCUGAUGUCAUCACUGCCCACAAUCUUUUUGAUGCGAUGACAAGUGCCUCUGAGCAUCGACUACACUUUCUUAUAUAUGACAAGUACUUACGAAUGCUUGAAAAGGUGAUCAAAGUAGUGAAGAAUGCAACUGGACUUCAAACUACAUCUAGCCUUCAACUUCUUAAGGAUGAGAUCAUCUUAGAGGUGGAUGGAACAGUUCCUACCCAGCCAGUGCUGCAACAUAUUGGAAUGUCAGCUUGGCCUGGGCGACUGACAUUGACAACUCAUGCCUUGUACUUUGAGUCUUUGGGAGUUGGAUUGUAUGAAAAAGCUACUAGAUACGAUUUGAAAACGGAGUUGAAACAGAUUAUAAGACCUGAAUUGACCGGCCCAUUGGGUGCCCGCGUUUUCGAUAAGGCUGUGAUGUACAAAUCAACAUCAACUUUAGAGCCUGUUUACAUGGAGUUUCCUGAAUUCAAAGGCAAUUCUCGAAGAGACUACUGGUUGGAUAUAUGUCUCGAGAUACUCUACGCACACAAAUUCAUUAGAAAGUACAAUCUGGAAGGAAUUCAACAAUCUGAAGCAAUAGCAAGAGCAAUCCUAGGAAUAUUUCGUUUUCGAGCAGUGAGAGAAGCUUUUCGUGUCUCAUCAUCAAAGUACAAAAGUUUAUUAUGCUUUAACCUUGCUGAAAGUCUCCCUGAGGGAGAUAAGAUACUUGAAACUCUAUCGAGACGAUUGGAACUAUUGAGCUCAACUACCAAUGAAAAAGCAUGCAUGAAACUGCCAGCAUCACUUUUAAGCCUGAGAAGAUUUAAGAUAAUAGUAAGCAAUGAACAACAACAAUAUGAAGGAGAUGAUCAAUGUAUAGAACCCAUUGGAGAUGUAUGUGUCGGUGAAGUCAAUCCAUUGGAAAUGGCAGUUAGACAGGGUAAAGAAAACAUUGGUAGGGAAGAGGCAGCACAAGCAACUGUGGAUCAGGUCAAAGUUGAAGGAAUUGAUAUGAAUUUGGCUGUGAUGAAGGAGUUGCUUUACCCACUUAUCGAAUCAUUUAACCGGGUGCAACAAUUAGCCACGUGGCGAGAUCCAUGGAAGUCGACUGUAUUUGCAGUGUUGGUCAGUUAUGGCAUUGUUAGGGGCUGGAUAAGGUAUGCUUUGCCGUUGUUAUUUGUUUUUGUAGCAGUUGUUAUGCUUGUGCGGAAAUAUGUACACAAAGAGAAACAAAUUGAGGCUCUCAAGAUCACAGUGCCUCCUAAUAAGAAUGCCGUUGAACAGCUCUUGAUAUUACAAGAAUCAAUUGCUCAAGUUGAGACUCAUAUUCAAACUGCUAAUGUCAUUUUACUCAAACUAAGGGCUCUCAUUUUUGCAGCACUUCCGCAGGCGACAGACAAGAUAUGUGCUGUGUUGGCUUUGAUGGCGGUUAUAUUGGUUUUGGUACCUUUCAAGUAUUUUGUGGUGAUGGGUUUCAUUGAGGCUUUCACACGGGAAACUUCCAUGAGGCAAGACAGUAUGGACAAAUGGCAGAGGAGGAUGAAAGAGUGGUGGUUUAGGAUACCUGCGGCUCCUGUUGAAUUGAUCAGACUCGAUGAUAAGAAAAGAAAGUGAGUUGUCAAACCUCAAAUCUUAUUCUUCAAAAAAAAACAUAAAUGGUUUGAGCAAAUUCAAACCAUUUAUUGUUCUUCUUUCCUUAAGUUGUCUUACAAUAGGUAAGUAGAUUUACAUCAUGUUGUAAUGGCAAGUAAAAAUUGUUUUCCUUGUUAGUUAGCUGCUACUAACUUUAUUUGGAAUUCAACUAUUUUUGUCGUGUUGAGAAACAGUCAUGGGUACUUAAUUCUUUAUUUUGCCUCGAUUCUCAAAUGAUAAAAUUGUAUUUGUAAUUUAUGAGUCUAUUUAGAAAUCUGAUAUUUUGUCAAA